AUGUUGGUGAUGGAAUCUUACGAAGACUCAAAUUGUCCUUCGAUGAGCGACAGCCUCUCCUUGUACGAUCGAUAUAUGCGAAGCUUUAACCUCGUUAGCUUCAAUCAUCACGUAAGUGAACCUUCCAGCAAUCGCGAGAGCUCUAACAGUAGAGGUAACAUUGACUUGUCUACUGUUAUACAAUCCACUAUAGAAGAACAUAAUGAUAAUGAAGCUGAUUACAAGGAAUGCAGUCCUUUAAACUCUGCUGCGGAUAACUUAGACAAAAUACUAGACAACGAUUUAGUUAGAAUCGAAUCGCCUUGUACAUCUCUCGCGGCUUCUCUAUCCGAGACCUCAUCCGCGGCAAAUCACUGUUUAAACGAUAAAUCGGAAACCGUCCCAGUGUCCUCUGAAGAAUCGAAAUCCGAAGGCUUUCGUACAGUGUUCAUAACCUCAACUAUGGAAAAUAGUAACAAUGCGGUGGACAGCGUACCGAUGUUCCAUGACGUGAAACAAACUGAGAAUGUUUUCAAGCUUCCAAUAAGAGAAUUGUCCUUCAAUGGUACAAUACUCAAACAUGUACAGAAAUUAAAACCCAUAGUUGACCCUAUCACAGCUUUGAGCACUGCUAAUAACUUGAACCUUCACGAAGAAGUGGAUUCGGUUACAGAUAAUACACCAGUGCAUGAUUAUAUUGAUUCACAAAGUGACAGUAAUGAAAAGAUUACUAUGGAUUCUCUAAGUAACAUGAGAACCACAGAGAGCAAUGGUUUAGAGCAAGAAGAGUCAAAUUCACUAAAAGAACAAGAUGUGAAUUCAAAGUGGAAUUUAGAGCAAAGCUUUUCUUCCCUAGAUGCCUCAUUCGACAGUGGUAUGCGUUCUCCAGAUAUGUUUUCCGAGGAUGACGAUAUGGAGCCUAGUAAAACGGAAGAACCAUUCUGGUGCUUCUUAAAAGAUUAUGAAUCAUAUGACAAACGAAAAGUUAGGAAAAUUGAGGAAACAUUACAAGGAGUCUUGCCACCACCAUCUGUAACAACCAUUAAGACAGAUGUAACGCAAAUGCUCAAAAAAUACUAUUGUUUCCUUCCCGCCUUUAAUGGAGAAGACAAUCUUAACAUAGAAGCUAACUCUAUGACACCAACCAAGAAGGUUUCAUUUAUAAACAUACCCUCUGGUCUAGGGAUUUCAGAUGCCUUUCAAGAAGUAGCUAAAGAUGCAUCAUUAGGAAAGUUCAUUAAAACUUUUGACAAAGAUACUUUGAAAACAGAAUCAGAGGCAAACACAAGUAUAAGUGAUAAAAGUAUUCAGUUAAAAAUGGGCACAGAAGCAGAGGCUUCAGAAACAGAUUGGCCUGAAUUGCUGAAAUGCAAGUUUCAUGAUGUUUAUUACAAUGUAACCUGUUAUUCUGAGAAGUAUGAACUUUUGAUUCAACGGUAUGGGGAAAGGUUUGUUGGAGCGGAGACAGACACCAGUGUAAAUAUAUACUCCGGCGGACUGCAGUCUCCUAGCAGUGCUAGCAAGAGAAAAGCGCUUAGAUUGAAGAUGGCUCAAGUGAAGUCGCCCGGAAGGAGGCUGUCCCACUUGGCACGUCGUCGGCAGGCGUUCUGUAGUGCAGCCACCAUAAAUGAGAAAGCGCAGACCAGCAAUUCCAAAAUGGUGUUAAUAGAUAAAAACUUCUUCCCACACAGAAAGCUCAUCAACUCGGCCGAACGAAAAAGUCCCCGGACAAGACGCACACCUGGCAAGAAAACACCCACCCGCAAAACACCCGGCAAGAAAACCCCAGGAAAAACACCCAAGGGCCAAAGCGGAGGAUCAAGCAGGAAAAAAGCGAUGAGAAGAUUACUAAUGGACUCUGACAUGAUAACAAGGUCUCAGCCUAGAGAAUCCCUUAAAAGGGCCCUUUUUGUUAGUCCGGAGCAUAAGAAGACUAUACCAGUUGCUGCUACAUCCGUACCUCAUCAGGCUAUGAAAUCGAAAAGAGCCCUAUUCAGCUCUCCAGUAAGACAAGCAGAGACUAAGAGUCUAGAUGGGACGUCAAGUGACCAGUUCUUGAAGAGAAAACGUGACACUUUUGACGAGGAAGAUAGUAAUGGUAGAGGCAAAAUAGCAAAGAGCUUGUCGUUUGGUGGUGACAGUUUUGGAAGUACGCAGCCGAUGUCGUUCAGUCGACGCGCCUCCGAAGUUCUGACUACGAAGAAUAUGGCCGAAUUGAACGAGACACAUAAGAAGAAACUACUUUGGGCGGUGACUGAAGCGCUCCGCCUGCACGGGUGGCGGAUGUCUUCCCCGGGCUUCAGAGAGAAGGCGUCUUUAUUAGCACGCCUCACACGCAAACUACUGACCCUCCCACCGCACGCUGCUAAACUGGCCGCGCCGAAGUUGUCCACCUCCGAUACCAUGUUCAAACUCGCCCGCCAAUACGUCUUCGCGAUCAUCCAAGGCCGCACAGUAGAAGAAUGCUUCCAGGACGAGCAAAUCAAACUCUCCACCGAGAGCAACAAACUAUCUGGAUACAUAUCAGCAACCGCGUACCAACAGAUGAAAACCAAGCAAAUACCGUGCACGCUGACCUCUCAGAUCAAAGAAAACGCAUGUAACGAUGGGCCAAUGAAACAAGAACAACCUAGGAGUAUGUCCAAAAAUAUACUGCAAGAUAAAAUGGUUAAUAUUGAUACUAAUUCCAACAGCAGCGGUUUUGGAAUGUUGGAUAAAAUAGGCGUGUUCAAAUCGAAUUCCAUGCCCUCUUUCGAGGAUGCAGCGAAAAUGAGGGCAAGGAGACAAAUCAGUUUUGACAAUGUCGACUUUCCCAAAAGGUGAUGUCGUGUAGUUUAUUAUGAGAUCGUGUAAAAAUGACUCCAUCGGUUUAGUUGUGAUUUAAGUUAGUAUUAUUAUUUAUUUUUAAAAAAAGACUACAUACAUUAUACAUGUGCAUCAAUUGAUAGAAUUCUGCGAUUCAAAAUUAUUUUAGAGAUAAUAUUUCUGUCUUUGAGGGUCAGUAGAACUUAAAAUUUACGAAUUACUCUGUAGCCAGUCGCAAAGCUACAGAUUUUUUCGGACUCUGUUAUGUGUCCAAGAAUAGGGACAAUAUACGGUAUAUUGUCCCUAUUCAUGGAAUUAAUGGAAAUAAAUUUAAAGAGUUCAACGCAAAUGACACCCAUUUUAUCCAUGAUUCUGACGCCUUUCUGGCGAUUUUUACACUUCCGACGUUUAGCACUAAUUUACCGGUUUUUUUGAUUCAAUUCAAAUUGGGCAAAAGUUUUGAGUUAUCGAGAUCAUUGUGUAUAGUGAUAUUUAUAGGAGUAUCGUUAAUAUGCUAUCUGAUUAUGGAUAAUUAAUUUUUAUAUUUAUUUAAGUUGGUACCCAUGUCUCUGGAACGGCCCUAAGAUACUAUAGACAUAUUUCUUAAGCGUGCCCUAAAGUAUCCCCAUUUCAUGAGUAAAUAAGUAAUUGUGUAUUUAAUUGCUGAGCAGAAUUUGACUUGUUAUUUUAUUUAUGACGUUUUAUAAAAACAAUUUGCAACAAUGGAAUGCACUAGCUUAAGUCGCCAUUUUAGUUUCGACUUCAUUCACGUUUUUUUUAAAAUUAUAGCAGAAUGCCAAGUGUGAAAUUUUCUACAUAGGUUCACUUAUUCGAUCGCGUGCAGGUUUACUACGAUUUGUAUGGUAUCGAAGCAGCGCCACCUAUUUGCAAAACUGGGAAACCGUGCUAGAUUGCGAUCUAUCGACACGAUACCAUAUAAAUCGUAGUAAAGUUAACUACGAUACGUAAGAAGGAACUCUUACACCUGGCACUCAGGUUCUCUACUUUCCUUAGUGGUGGAGUUUUUGACAUACCAUUUGAAUGGUCCCUUCGCAAGCAUAAUAUGGAUUUUAAUAGCUUCUAAUUAGUCACGGCGAGAUUCGUAAGUGCUUCCUAAGGUUGUGUUUCCACCAAAGUACAAUCAAGUUGAGCAGAAUAUCUGAAAACUUGAUAGAACUAUCUCGAUACUCUAUUUGGUUUUUAUACAAGAUGCCGCUACAUUGGGUCGAAACGCACCUUUCCUGUUAUUUUAUUUUUAUUAAUAGUUUUAUUUUGUUGUUUAGCGUGUCUUUACGUAUAUAGAGAACUUUUUGCUAGUUUAUUUGUAUUUAAAUCUCUCUAAACUUUUCUGACAGUUUUAAACAUCCAGUACCUAAUAAUGCAAAAAACUAGAUCAAUAACUUCAGAAAAGUAAUCUAUGCUAUCUUAAUCAAUCUAAACGUUAUUCGAUUGUUUUAGAUUUUUCUUCUAAAUUAUUUGGUUUCGGUUUAAACACAGACGAUUUUUUGACGACGGCAGGUACAAUAUAGGAAUUAAGAACUUCUGAAUUUUCUCCUCUCUUGCCGCCUAUAAACUUAUUGUUGAUAUGGGUGUAAUAUAACUGCCAUAAUCCUAACAACCCAUUGCGCUUCCAUAUUAGACUAAAUUGUAGAAUAAUCGCGAUAAAAAAGUAUGCAAGAAUAUAUAAACGGAACAGUGACAGACACUUCUUAAUGCACCUUAAGCAUCAUUGUCUUAGCCAUAUACUUCCCGUAGUAUUACUUACGCUUAUUUUCUUUUGCGCUUUGAAUUGUACAUACACGUCACGAAAGUUGGUAAAGUUAGGGCAGGAUGGACUUAAUAUUUUCGUAUUUGUUUGUUAUAGUAGUAAAUGAAUGUUUAUUUAGUAUAAUAAACACUAAACUUACGUAGUAUAGUAAGAUUAUAGGCCAAGCAAUGUCAUUCUUAUAUAAUCUGUAUGUAUCACAAAAUGCACAGUAAGAUUCUUGAGACGCAUCCGAUACAAAAUAUCAAACAAUGUAAUUUUCACCAAUUCAAAUAAUAUGAGUGUACAUAACGGAAUGGAACGAUAAAGAACAUAACGUAAGAAAGAAUAUUCAAAUCUAAAUGUUCCAAUAAAAUACCGAAAUUGUUGCUUGUGAAUUGUAAUACAGUACCGAAAAUUUAUAUUUUCUUAUUCAUUCGAUGGCGAGACAAUUGCAAUUUUAAAGACAAAAUUACUACAUUUCGUUAUCUUUAGGUUCAAAGGGCGUAAUCACCAUUUAUCGUUCUCUUAUAAGGAGACCUAUAAUACUGAUAAUCUUUUUAUUUUAUUUAUGCCGCUGUCGAUUGGUUUUAGUAUUUAUAUUAUACUACAAUAUUCUUAUGUCAUAAUUAAAAAUUUUCGUUUCUUUCGUUUUAUUGAACCGAAAGUUCGCUUUAUGUUUAAUGACACCCAUUGAGUCUAAGUUUUACAUACACUCAUUGCGUCUAAAAAAAAAUGUUUUUUAUUAUCAUUGAUAAGGUGGUAAUCCGAGCGGACCACUUCAACUCUAAAAGGGAGUCCCUUUAACAGAAAACAUUAAAGAAAAGUAAUAUAUUUUAUUUAAAAACGUACUUACUUAUUUAAAAAAAAACGAGCUCUGGGCUCUGCCGAAAUAAAUAAUGUAUAUUGUAAUUGUUAAGGUGGCAACCUUAUUUUCUGCUACAUAUUCGUGUGACAAAGUUCGUUAUUAUUAUUUUUAGUAGUAAUUAAUGUAUGCUGUCCAAAGUAUAAUAUUACAGUGUGACUCGACUAAUAAGUAACUUUUGAUAAUUGUGUUACUAUCGCUGAGUUUGAUCUCAGAUCAGAUGUUUUUGUAUGUAAGGAAAGAAUAAACUCUUUUUCGC
Molecule: messenger RNA, 5652 nt
Organism: Pararge aegeria (speckled wood butterfly)
Lineage: Eukaryota; Metazoa; Arthropoda; Insecta; Lepidoptera; Nymphalidae
Gene: mi
Exons: 7
Coding region: 1-2802 (933 amino acids)
Source: RefSeq, a predicted model, not a curated record